GGUCAAAGAAAAUUUUUGAACGAGGAUUCAGUAAAUAUUAAAUAUUUUUUUAUAUUUCUCUUGGAAAAUAUGAGAUUUGAGGAUAAAAAUGAUCUACAAAUUCUUCCAUAUUCAUUUAUUACAAAUUGAUAGACCUUUCCAUAUCUACAUACAAAAUUUUAUUUCUCUACGCUUUCAGUCAUCUUAAUUUUAUUAAUUUCAAGAAAAAUACUCUUUUGCUGUAUGAAAAAUUCUUUAAAUCGUACCCAUGAGAUUCCUAUCUAUAUUCUUGAAAGAUUAAACACUUUUAAUGAAAGUGAAAGGGACCUCUUCUUCAAAGGACCUAUGUCUUCAUUUGUUUACAGUUAUGAACGUCUGACAAGUCAUUUGUAAAAAUAUAAACUGUUAUUUGAGUAAAGGAAUGUGGAAUGGAGAUGGUAAAUAGUGGCAUUGAAAUGUUAUGGCAUAAUUCUGGGUGGGGUACAUAAAAAAAUCUCAUUCAACUUAUAAAAUAUAGAGGAGAAUUCAAACAAUAUCUUCGCGGUACCUCGUUUUUGAUCCGAGUCACUAAAAAUCACGUUCUUUAUUGAAAAAUUCUUAAAUCUACUUUUGAAUUCGCUCGUUAUAAUACUCCAGAUAUGGUUCAAACCUACUUACCUACUAUGAGUAUACCCUAAAGGAAUUUGUGGAAUUGGUUGUAUGCAGUGCUUAGGAUACUAAUUAAUCCAGUACUUUUACAUAUAUGGUUCUUCCUUGAUUCCUCAGUGUUAGCCUGCAUUAUUCAGUGUGCAACUGUUUGAAAUGUGAAAAAGACUGAUAUCCUGUUUUUGAAAUAAUAAUUUGGAACAAUAUACAAUCAAGUGUGUUCAGUGAAAAUGCCUGACAGUGUAGAACUAAACAUUGAAAAAGUACUCAAAGGAUUGCCAUUGGAAAAUGAGGAAUCUGGCAUUUGCGACUUUACCUUAGAAGAACAAAAUGCAGCUCUGGAAAUUCAAGGUAUUCAACCCAGUGUCAGUCCUAACUUCAAGCCAGUAUUGAAAGAAACGGUGACUUAUGUGGUUGCGGUUCUUGUUAUAAAUGACAAAAAUGAAGUACUAAUGAUGCAAGAAGCAAAGGAAAGCUGUGCUGGUAAAUGGUAUUUACCAGCUGGCAGAGUCGACAAAAAUGAAACAAUAUAUGAUGCGGCUGUGAGGGAAGUUUUAGAGGAAACAGGAUUGAUCGUAGAAUGUACAACACUACUAAAAGUGGAAGUAGCAAGUGGAUUCUGGGUUAGAUUCUCAUACAUAGGACAUGUUACAGGUGGAACACUGAAAACUGUGGCUCAGGCUGAUCAGGAAUCUCUCCAGGCCAAAUGGAUUGGGAAUCUCAAUGAAAUUACAUUGAGAGCUAAUGAUAUACUUCCAUUAAUUGAGAGAGCCAGAGAACACAAAAACCGACAAAAAGAAUCAGGUUGGCAUGAAAACAUUAUGGUUGGUUUAAAACCUCACAAUAGGAUUCUACUUCGUCUAGUGGUAGUGAUAAGAAAAAAAUCAACAAACCGAGUUCAUGUUCUAUUGAGUGAAAAAACUUCAUGGCAUCUUCCAGUUUGUGAAAUUCACCCUGCUAAAUCUUUACAUUCCACAUUGAGAAGAUUUAUGGUCGAUUUAUUCGGAGCAGGCGUACCAACACACAAGCCACAUGGAAUUCUUAGCGUUGAACAUCAUCAUUCUGGAGGAGACGGCCUCUGCGUGACUCUGCUAGUGGUUUUCAAACCACCUUUGGAGGAAGUUCCAAUCAUUGGUAAAUGCGUAUGGCAUGAAACGUCCAAAGAACUGGGUGAAACCUUGUUACAGAGGGUGUCAAAUAAAAAUUCCACGAUACCUCUUCAUGUUAUUUGUUGAAAUGUUAUUUAUCUCAAAUUAUCCAAAUUCAGUUGAACAGUACAUAUUUCCAUAACGUUAACAUUUGAAUACUCUACCCAUUAUAUUUACUCGAAUUCUGUAAUAAAUAUACUAUUUACUGUUA
Messenger RNA from Harmonia axyridis, 1983 nucleotides. RefSeq names its product 8-oxo-dGDP phosphatase NUDT18. The transcript is spliced from 4 exons. The coding region runs from base 855 to 1859 and encodes 334 amino acids. Lineage: Eukaryota; Metazoa; Arthropoda; Insecta; Coleoptera; Coccinellidae. Gene Ontology annotation, molecular function: magnesium ion binding; 8-oxo-dGDP phosphatase activity; 8-oxo-GDP phosphatase activity. The record is from RefSeq and is a predicted model, not a curated record.